Messenger RNA from Eimeria mitis, 390 nucleotides. RefSeq lists its product as uncharacterized. The record is from RefSeq and is a predicted model, not a curated record. NCBI's taxonomy places the organism in Eukaryota, Apicomplexa, Conoidasida, Eucoccidiorida, Eimeriidae. Bases 1 to 390 code for a protein of 129 amino acids. The transcript has a single exon.
AUGGCGCCUUUACCACCGAACAACAGCAGCAGUGAUAGCAGCAUCCGCAGCAGUACCAACAGCAGCAGCAACAACAACACAAACAGCAGCAGCAGCAGCAGCAACAGCAGCAGCAGCAGCAGCAACAGCAGCAGCAGCAGCAACAGCAGCAGCAGCAGCAGCAGCAGUACCUGCAGCAGCAACUCUAUAAGAGCAGCAAACUCAGGCGGCCUUCGUUUAUAUUUAUCAAUUAAAAACGCAAGACAACUCACUGCCACGCAACGCGCUCCCUGGUGCUUCCUGCAGCAGCAGCAGCAGCAGCAGCAACAGCAGGAGCAGGAGCAGCAGCACAAGCAGCAGGAGCAGGAACAGCAGCAGCAGGAGCAGCAGCAGCAGCAGCAGGAAAGAUGA